CCGCCAUGGCCCGCAUCAGAUCAUUUCAUUCCACUUCCUAUCCCUCCCCUUGCCGUCACGAGUCGCCGUCUCAGGUCGGUCACUGCCCAGACACCUCCAACUACAGCACCUGCUAGAACAACAAACAGCGACCGCCCCGGCGUUUUGACCCUCGACUCCAACACCACCACCGACCGCACAACAUCACUUUCGUCGCCGCUUGUAUUCAUUUUCACCGGCGCGAUCCUGUCCAGUAACGCUUCUGUCACACAGCAAAGUACACGCGCCGUCACCCAGACGACCGACCGACUACUGUGUGGCAAACUCACGUGUCGAACAAUUGCGACCGCAAUUGACCACUACACCCACUGCAUGGUGGUCAAUUGGUGGGGGGUCCACAUGAUAUCAUGGUCUCAGUCCAGCACAUGCGACUGCGAUAAUCAACCGCCCGUCUUCUCCAAAAGACCGCCGACAUAGCCCUACCUCCAAAUUGCCAAUUGCCAGACAGCCGCCAUGACCCCCUACAGAGGGCGACAGCCGUCCCUCUCCCUGCGAUUGCCCCAGCCGUCGGCCUCGGCUGUCCUUCCCGACCUGCCUCCCAUAUCGGCUCUGUUUCUGAUCGACUUCGAUGUCAAGGCCGGAUAUACCAUUGUAUGGAAACGAUCGGUCCCCGGGCUGGAACUCGAUGGCGUUGUCGAGUACAAGAGUCUUCCUUCCGGCCUCCAUACCGUCACCGACGACUUGGUUUACUUUGUCCACGAAGGGGGACAUGCUGGCUUGAGCGCCUUCGUCAACGCCAGGACAGAUGAGGAGGAAAACCGCCAUGCCCGUAUGAUUGCUGUUGGGGUUUUGGUUCCGUUGGUAUAUGGACGGCUAGGAAGGUCAUGGCGUCAUGCCGACCGGCUCAAGGAUAUUGCUAGCAAACUUGUUGUCGACCGUCAACAGACACAUCUGCUGGAGGACUAUUGGGCCCAGAACGGGAUACAGGAUGGCGCUCACCCGCCGCCACUACCGGAAGCUGCGCUAGACUCGCCCGCCCUGAGCUACAAGGGGGGCCGUCCCGGGCCCGGAAAGGGCCAUUCAAGAAAUAGGUCCGCAUCGGACGGCACCGUUUUGAUGUCCUCACCUCACAGACUCUCGCCUUAUCACCCUGCUUGGAGUUUAACUUCGCUUCUUGAUACAUUUGGACCCCUUAUCUUUCCCAUUCACCGUGCUGCCUUACUGCGCAAGCGUAUACUAAUUUCUACUCAUGCUCCCGUACAUGAAGCUUGUAAUUUCGUGUACAAUCUCUCUGUCCUAUCCAACAUCCCUUUGUCAGUCUCCGAUCUGGUGGAUCCUGCGGCAUCGACCCAACGUCUGCGACCGCUGUUCAACAUUGGUGUUCACGAUAUUGGGUAUCUUCUAGAGCACCACGCGGCAAUGAAGCGUCAUCUCAGGGGUGACAACCUUGAAACCGACAAUGAUCUUGCGUCUAGUAUUACUGCGGAGGAGGCUGCAACCGGAUGGAUUGCUUGUACAACAGAUACCAUCCUCACGAUCAAGGAUGGUCUAUGGGAUAUGCUCAUUACAUUGCCGCCACCACACUCGGGCAACGCAAAGGAGCGCAUGUGGCCAACUGUCGAGUGCCCCAAGGGCGUGCCAAUCAAGGCUACGCAGCGAGAUCUAAGGAGGUUCAAGUGGCUGAAAAUGAGCCUUGCUCGAAUUGACCCAAAAUCAAUGACCACACCCCAGAUUCUUCGCAGUCCAUUAUCUGACAGAACAAGCCCGCGGUCGGUAUCAACGCCUAACGUACCCAACAGAACGCCGACAAUCUCCCUGACCAGACCGACCGAGACCUCUCGACCGGUUACUGCGACAUCUCAAACACCCCCGCUAACACGAGCCAACUCAGACGAUGACGCCGAGCGAGUCGUGGAGCCGACUACAUGGGCAGCCCUAGCCUACUCUGGGUUUAUAUGGUGGGCCUCGGCAGGCGAGCAAGGCCACAGUGAUGAGGUCGACGAGUUGGCGCACGACAGCGCUUUGCUUGCCGAUCUUACAGGCAACACUCCGAAGAUGGCAGGACGCACACAUAGGAGGACAAGUUUUGGCACUGCCUCUUUGAUCGGCAACAAUCUUGAAGAGGGGGGUAUAACAGAAUCGGACUCGUCACCUACCGCCCAGCAAGACGGAGCACGGGAAAUAUCCGAUGAGGAGCAGGCCCGCAUUGAGCUUGCUAUUAUCGCCUACUUCCAUCGUCUAACUACAUCUGUGCUCUCUGUCUUGGCAGACCUCGUCGACAGUGCAGAUGAUGAUGAUCUGCUCGACCUUGACAUCGACCCUAAUGCGGGUGGUGAGGAAGAGUACAGGGAUGAUUAUAACGAUGUCGACGAUCAGACUGGAUUGCUAUAUAGUCAAGAGCGAUCCGGAGUCCAAGGUAGUCAUCGUGGAGGUGAAGGCGAGGACGACGAAGCCGAGUAUGAAGGCUGUUUGCGGGGGUGGAUAAGAGUCGACAGCGAAGCGCUGGCACACAUGGGCCUAGAUGUGUGGAGCAAGAGUGACGCAGAUUUUGUGAGCGAGUUGACCACGAGGUAUUUUAGGAGGAGGGCGUAUGUGGAGAAUAAAGGUGUUGAAGUGUGUGGGUUGAAGGUUUGUUAGCCUAACCCCCUUCUCAAUGCAUUUGUUUUUGUUUUUCGUCAAGCAGGGCAUUGGUGGUGGGUCUUCCUUUCUUUAUUUUUGAUUUGGCGGACUAUUCGGGUUGUAUGGCGUUGAACUUUUCGGGAUGGGAAAAUGGGACAGAGUACUUGAACUUGGUUGUUUUGUGAAGACCGUAUCAUGUCACAUAUGUUUUGUUUCAUCUGAGUUCUCGUACCGGCACCCCUGUAGGUUACCCAGGAAACGACUGUUUGGUAACCCGCACGCACUCAACGCCGCAAUUCAAAUCCCAUCAUCAACCUUUCACCCACUCACCACUACCCCUAGAGCUAAAUCUUUGCCCCCAGCGGCCCCAGCGCCCUCAACGCCUCUCUCGUCCCCUCCGCCGUCUCCUUCACAAUCUUCACCACCUCUCUAAACUCGGGAAUCCCCGCAUCCCCCAUGCACUCAUACAUCCACCCCUCGCUCGUCGUGACCGUCACUCCCUCCUGCCUCAGCCUCGCCAGCGCCACGGGAACUUCUUCCUUGUUACAACUCGAGACCCCAUCCGCAAUCACGUAGAUCUUGGUGUUGGGAUGCUUCUUCCGCAGGGCCAAGCACGUCUGCGUCACGCAGAUGUGCGAUUCGAUUCCCACCAGAGCAAUGUGCGAGGGGAUACUGGCGGGCGAGGAGGAGAACAAAGAGGCGAGAGAGGGCGUGUACAUGCCAAAAAGAGUUUUGUCGAGGUCGGCGGCGACGAGAGGGUGUAGGCUGCUGCUGCUGCUGCUGCUGCUGCCACCACCGUCUUUUUGGGUGAGAAAGGGUUGCAGUUCGGAAACGGUUUCGCCUAGUUUGGCCCGGGUCUGGGUGGUGACGUAGAUGGGGAUGUGAAGGGCGUGGGCGAAACGGAGGAGUUUGGUGGUUGUUGAGACGCUGGAGAUAUGAUGAUGCUUGUGAGAUGGGGCCUGUUACAGUCAAAGAUGAGGAAUGGGGAAAAAACCCCAUAUAAUGAUACUUACACUUUGUCAAACUCAUAGAUUGCGUUGCGGAACUUCUCUUGAAUGUCAC
Neurospora crassa OR74A is the source of this 3660-nucleotide messenger RNA. RefSeq lists its product as hypothetical. The coding region runs from base 493 to 2616 and encodes 707 amino acids. The transcript has 3 exons. NCBI's taxonomy places the organism in Eukaryota, Fungi, Ascomycota, Sordariomycetes, Sordariales, Sordariaceae. Gene Ontology annotation, cellular component: lipid droplet. The record is from RefSeq and is a predicted model, not a curated record.